This is a messenger RNA of Panicum hallii, 1108 nucleotides long. RefSeq names its product GDT1-like protein 4. The record is from RefSeq and is a predicted model, not a curated record. The coding region runs from base 62 to 913 and encodes 283 amino acids. Gene Ontology annotation, biological process: manganese ion transmembrane transport; Golgi calcium ion transport; calcium ion transmembrane transport. Gene Ontology annotation, cellular component: Golgi apparatus. The transcript is spliced from 9 exons. NCBI's taxonomy places the organism in Eukaryota, Viridiplantae, Streptophyta, Magnoliopsida, Poales, Poaceae. Gene Ontology annotation, molecular function: manganese ion transmembrane transporter activity; calcium ion transmembrane transporter activity.
UCCUCCGAGAUCCCGCCCCCGCCUCGCCGCGCCGCGCCGACAGCCUUUCCGCCCCGUCGCGAUGCACAGGCGCGCCCCCGCCGCGGCCCUCCUCGUCGUCCUCGCGCUCUCCGUUUCCAUUUCCGUCUGCGCUGACGCCGACCAGGUCGCUAAUGGCGCUGCCGGGAAUGGCACCGGGACCGGCGUCGCCCGCCUGGACCGCCGUACCAAGAUGUUCCUCCAGACGGCGCGGGCGCGCGGGGACGCUGUGGGGGCGCAGGAGCCGGGGCUGGGGCUCUUCGACGCCUUCUUCGCCAGCCUGUCCAUCAUCGUCGUCAGCGAGAUUGGGGAUGAGACGUUCAUCAUCGCGGCACUGAUGGCGAUGCGGCACCCCAAGUCGACGGUGCUCUCCGGCGCGCUGUCGGCGCUGGUCGUUAUGACAGUGCUGUCAACUGGGCUAGGCAGAAUUGUUCCAAAUUUGAUAUCAAGGAAGCACACUAACAGUGCAGCAACUGUCCUUUACGCAUUCUUUGGGCUACGUCUGCUGUACAUUGCCUGGAGAUCAGAUUCCAAGGCAUCACAGAAAAAGGAAAUAGAAGAAGUAGAGGAAAAGCUGGAAGCAGGUCAAGGGAAGUCAACAUUUAGACGUGUUUUCUCGAGAUUCUGCACUCCUAUUUUCUUGGAGUCAUUUGUGUUGACCUUCCUAGCAGAGUGGGGCGACCGGAGUCAGAUUGCUACGAUCGCGCUGGCAACACACAAAAACGCGAUUGGUGUUGCUACAGGAGCAACCUUGGGGCACACCAUCUGCACAUCGAUCGCGGUGGUGGGUGGCAGCAUGCUGGCGUCCAAGAUAUCUCAGGGCACAGUUGCGACCAUUGGAGGCCUCCUCUUCCUCGGGUUCUCUCUUUCGUCAUAUUUCUACCCGCCAUUGUAGUAGCACCCAGCCCUGCCUUCCCAUCCUUCUAGUUCCUCCUGCUAGCCCCUAUUUCUGUUGAUCAGCCACACCCUAACCUCUGUGGCCUUCUCACCUUGCCUAGCAUCCUCAUCUGAUCCAGUGAUCCUAUUUUUUGUUGUAUCAGUGUGCACAGAUAUGAGUAGGGGUAUGAUCAAUGCCAAAUUGCCAAUGUAA